AUGGCAGCUGUGGCGGCUGCCAGGGCCAAGGAGGACGAGCUCCGCGCCGAGUUGAAGUGGCGGAUUUCCGAGAAGUCGGCGGCGGAGCGCGCGGCGGCGGAGGUGGCGGCACGGCACGAGCUGGCCAAAGAGGCACUGCAGCAGGCGGAGAAGCAGUGCGCGGAAGCGGGGGCGGAGGCGGCCCAAAAGCAGGCACUCAUGGGGCAACUGAUGGAGCUGGAGGCGUCCAUGCAGAAGCAGGGCCAGCUGGUGGAGGAGGCGAAGCAGGAGGCGCAGAAGGCGAAGACCGAAGCUGCAGAGGGCGGCAAGGCGAUGGAUGGGCUCCGGCAAGAGCUGAACUGCCUUCAAGCACUGUACAGCCGGGAGAAGUCCAGCGUGCAGACCUUGCACGAGCUGACCCGGAAACAAGCAGAGGACCUGAAGAAUUAUGAUGAGGUGCUCCUGGAGGCUCAGAAGAGCCGCGGUCAGCUCCAGGCCUUAAAUGCCCACAACGAGGGCUUGCAAGAGAAUUUGCGGAGUCACAAGGCCGAGCAGGCCAGGCUGGCGGAGAGCCUAGAGGCCAAGGCCCAGCAGCUGCUGGAGGCCACCUCCCGCGAGACGCGGAUGUCUGGUCAGCUGUCGGCGCUGCGGGAAGCCUUGGUCAGCGCGCAGGAUGAUGCCGCGGCACUGAGGGCUAGGCUGUCAUCCCGGGCUCCCGUUCAGCCCCAGCCCCCUGUCUCGCCCCCGCCUGUCUCGCAGCCCGCGCCCUCGCAGCCCGCUCAGCCUUCGCAGCCUGUCAAGCUAAUUCAGCCCGUUGAGGCGGUGCAAUCCAGAGGUUUGGAAGGCAACCCACUUGGGAUGCCUGCACAAACCCGUGAUAUGAUCCCAAGCGCUGCCUUCCAGCCCGACAAAGGCACACACGCAGCAGAUGAUUUCCCAGAGACGCAGGUAGACGCCGAAGGCGACACCAAGCGCCGACGCACGGGCGACGUCCUGCCGAGCAGAGAGGCCAGCUUUGUUCCCGUGGCCCCUGCUCCCCCACCGCGGAUCUCCAUGGCACCGCCCAUGCCAGCGCUGGCACCGAUGCGUGUGCCACUGUCACCACCCGCACCUGAGCCGAUGCCCAGAAAUCAGAUGGCAAGCACGAGGCAACAAGCCGAGCCAAGGCGAGAAGUGCCAACCCCAGCCCCAAGCAUAUCGAGUUUGGGCGUGCGAGACUUAAAGCCUGCCACUCCGCCAAGCAGCCCAAGGUGCACACCACUUGGCGCCACCAGGGAGCGGGCACGAGCACGGCCGCGGUCCAAAGAGGAGGUCGAAAGGCUGGCUCAUUCCAUGUUCUCCUCCAAGCCCUUGGCGAAGCAGUUGCGCGGCCCUCCUUUGAAGCUUUACCAGGCACACAUCGACUACGUGCUGUCCAACUGGGACAAAUACGAUGCGCCGGAGAAGCAGCCCAGACAGCGCUGUGAGGGCCGCGAAAAUCGCGAAAGCUCCGGGGCCUGGCUGGCUGUACAGAAUUUUCUCCAGAGCCCGGCUUCAACAGGUGAGAGCCCAGGUGCGCGUGCGCGCUGCAUCGUGUCAAGGGCGAGGUGA
Messenger RNA from Effrenium voratum, 1569 nucleotides. NCBI's taxonomy places the organism in Eukaryota, Dinophyceae, Suessiales, Symbiodiniaceae. The record is from the annotation of a GenBank genome assembly.